CUGUAAGCUACAAUGAGUGGAAGAGGUAAAACCGGGGGAAAGGCUCGCGCCAAGGCCAAGACUCGCUCUUCCAGGGCGGGACUGCAGUUCCCCGUCGGCCGUGUUCACAGGCUUCUCCGCAAAGGCAACUAUGCCCAGCGCGUCGGUGCCGGAGCUCCGGUGUAUUUGGCCGCUGUGCUCGAGUAUCUGACCGCUGAGAUCCUGGAGUUGGCUGGAAACGCCGCUCGGGACAACAAGAAGACCCGCAUCAUCCCUCGACACCUGCAGCUGGCGGUGCGCAAUGACGAGGAGCUGAACAAGCUUCUGGGUGGCGUGACCAUCGCUCAGGGUGGUGUGUUGCCCAACAUCCAGGCCGUGCUGCUGCCCAAGAAGACCGAGAAGCCCGCGAAGGGCAAGUAAACUGACGGAACCUUCUCUGCAAACCAAAGGCUCUUUUAAGAGCCACCCAAUUUCUCCAUGAAAGAGUGAUUUCAUUUGUCCGAUU
Messenger RNA from Rhinichthys klamathensis goyatoka, 484 nucleotides. RefSeq names its product histone H2A-like. Gene Ontology annotation, cellular component: nucleosome. The record is from RefSeq and is a predicted model, not a curated record. Bases 13 to 399 code for a protein of 128 amino acids. The transcript has a single exon. Gene Ontology annotation, molecular function: structural constituent of chromatin; protein heterodimerization activity; DNA binding. Lineage: Eukaryota; Metazoa; Chordata; Actinopteri; Cypriniformes; Leuciscidae.